CUCCAAACCUGGGUGUAUCAUACUGCAUCUAAAUCUUGACACGGACUGUCUGAUAUGCGGUCUUCGUCACUGUCGAGGCGGCUUCUCCUUCUUCAGCGUCAACUAUCCCCAAAUUCGAGCUCGAUCGUCAAUCAAAAGCGAACCAUGGCGAGUCAGAUUCCUACCAAAUUUGACAUUAACACCUCUUACACCAUGAAUUCCGGUUACCGUAUCCCUGCUUUAGGCUAUGGCGUGUACCAGACACCGGCUGCAUCCUGCGAAGAGGUCGUUCUUCAUGCAUUCAAAACCGGUUAUCGACACGUCGACUCUGCCAGGGCAUAUCGCAACGAGCAGCCGUGUGCUGACGCCAUCCGGGCAUCCGGCCUGAAACGAGAAGACAUUUUCUUCACCAGCAAAGUCCCACCGAGAGCGAUGGGCUACGAAGCGGCGAUGAAGUCCAUCGAAUCAUCAUUCAGCCAGACAAGACUCGACUACAUUGAUCUCUACCUGAUUCACUCUCCUUAUGGCGGCAAAGAAGGUCGAUGUGGGGCGUGGAAAGCCCUCGCAGAAGCUCAGAAAGCCGGCAAGAUCCGUUCUAUCGGUGUCUCGAAUUAUGGCGUCCACCAUCUCGAUGAACUAGAAGAAUACAUCAAGACUUCUGGUGUCGGUGGCACAAUCGAUGUCGGUCAGUGGGAGAUUCACCCUUGGCUUCCACGUAACGACAUAGUGGAGUGGGCAAGAAAGAGGAAUGUGGUCAUUGAAGCAUAUUGUCCCAUCAUUCGUGGCCAACGGUCGAACGAAGAAGUCCUCAAGACCUUGAGUCAGAAGCACGGCAAGACAUGGGCACAGAUACUACUGCGUUGGAGCUUGCAGAAGGGAUACGUGCCUUUACCGAAAAGCGUUACACCUUCAAGGAUCGAGGAGAAUGCAAACAUCUAUGAUUUCGAGCUUGAUGAGGGGGACAUGAAGAGCCUGGACUUGCCCAACUCAUAUGCGCCUUGCAGCUGGGAUCCGACGACAAGCAAUGAUUAAACUGCUCUGUCUUAUUAUCAAAAGGCGACUGAUCCCUUCAGCUUUUGGCUCAAUGACUCUGUCCCAUGAAUACCAGCAGCACGGCACAAUACCUAAUCAACUUAGCUUUAGCAGUCGAGGAUCACCAGAAGCCUAACUUACGCUGCUGUGGCUCCGCAGAUUUCAUGCCUCCUUGCACUUGUGGCAAUUGCAACCAACCCAGCGAACAUAGUCGUGGAUGCUAAUGCGAUCGCCAAUUGUUGAUAGCCGUCACUGUCUCUCAUCUUGUACAACACCGUCACUGGUCCCAUGAUCAAGAAUACCAGCACCAUGGUAAAGAGAAACGCGACAAAGGCGUCAAUCCGGCUUUUGUCGAACAGUUCCAAGUGCAAUUCGGUAUCGCCAUCAAGUUUCUCUUGCUGCAGUUUAUUCCGGAAGAGGUACUGUCACAAUUCAGCUGCCGUGAUCCUUCAUUGCCACGUCUAGGCUGCGACUUACACGAAAUAACGGCCGCCCUCUUCCGACUUUUGCAACAAGAUCCAGGAGAAGGCCAUGCAUCUUACUGGUCUCCUUGUUGCUACAAAGAGCAAUCAAGUCGUCGACAUGUUUGAUGUAGCUUCUGUCACGAAGGCACAGGUGGCCAUCGUUCCAGAUCAGUCCAGCAACAGACUCCCGGUCCCGUUCGCUCGGCGCAUCAUACUGCUGCAGCUCAGCGUAUCGUCUCAAAAGGUCAUCUGUAAACAUGAGUCCAGUGACUGUGCGUACGCAGGUGCAGAAUACUGACCAUACUUUUGGAGCUCGUAGCUGAGCCUCUCAAACAAUUCCCUCCGCGAUGCAGGUUCUCUCCUGUCGUCCCCUUCGCGGUCGCAAAGUGCCCUUUGAGUGUUUUCAUCUGUCUUGAAGUCCACGUCAUCCAGAUCUCUCAGCCUCUCCUCCAGCUCCCUCAGACGGUCUUGGUGCCACACCACUAACCUAGUCCGCAAGAAUCCAAACUUGCGGAAUAUCAAGAAAUUCGCAUCGCUUUCAAUGACCGCGGCCAACCUGGGCCAGCCGGGAUGAUUCUCUUUGACUGUAUGGAACGAUAUUAGUUCCAACCUUCUCUGCCUCGACUGAAUCGACAGGCUAAGGCUGACCUUUCAGAACUUCCGUCCUUCGCCAGUGAUCUCCUUGCCCCAGUAUUUCCUCCUGGCUUUGAGCGUCAUCUGGACUUGGAUUGGGCUUCUUGUUGCAUUCGCGAGUGAGGAACAACGAAAAGAAGCCAGCUACAACCGUUAGCGAACAGUUCUUGGGCUUGACGACCUUGAUCCUACAUUUGGGACUCUCCUUCUGGCCACUAUCGCUGCUUCCCCUUUCCACAUCGGAUAUAUCUACUUCGGUCUUCAUAUUGCGCACGCAAACGCCCUCCCGCGUCCUCGGUUCCAGCGGGCCCUCGAUAAUCUGGUUGGGGCGACUGAGAAUGUGGAAGAACGCCGUUUGCAGCGGGACCUUUGUGUUUAAGAGCUCAUCCGCAUUAUGGUUACACCGGUAGUUACACAUGACAAACUCGAGAUGAGAGGAACGCCUUGCACGACCUCGAUGCCUGCUUUUCGUCCCCAGAGGACUCGACAUCAGCCACCCAUAUUUCCAGUACACUGUCGCAAUAAUGAUACACACACAUUCGCUCCUAGCUCAGCCUUUCAGGGGGCACGUUUCUCCUUGUUUCUGUCAUACUCGACGCCGGCCUCCUUAUCUUUGCCAUGCUUCUUUAUUCUGGAGACUUAGCCACCGAGAAAGUCCUACGUCGACCUGCUAGUCCUUAUUCUUCUUCUCAUCCUUCUUCUUUCCAGAGUCGUGCUUCUCCUUGGAAGGCUCGAAAGGCUUGG
Molecule: messenger RNA, 2852 nt
Organism: Exophiala xenobiotica
Lineage: Eukaryota; Fungi; Ascomycota; Eurotiomycetes; Chaetothyriales; Herpotrichiellaceae
Exons: 1
Coding region: 55-1011 (318 amino acids)
Molecular function (GO): oxidoreductase activity
Source: RefSeq, a predicted model, not a curated record